AUGCCAGUUCAGCAUUCUUCUGUAGAACCCGCUCUGUGGCAAGCUGAGCGUUCUUGCGUAGAUCCAUGCCAAGUGGCAAGCUCAGCAUUCUUCUGUAGAACCACGCUCUGUGGCAAGCUGAGCGUUCUUAUAUCCAUGCUAAGAGGCAUGCAUUCCUCAUGGACCACGCUGGCAAGCUCGUUCUUAUGCAUCCAUGCUAAGGGCAAAACAGCAUUCUUCUGUAGAACCACGCUCUGUGGCAAGCUGAGCGUUCUUAAGAUCCAUGCUAAGUGGCAAGCUCAGCAUUCUUCUGUAGGACACGCUCUGUGGCAAGCUGAGCGUUCUUAUAUCCAUGCUAAAUGGCAAGCUCAGCAUUCUUCUGUGAACCCGCUCUUUGGCAAGCACGUUCUUGUGGCAAGCUCAGCGUUCUUAUGUAGAUCCAUGCGUUCUUAUGUGAAGCUGGCAAGCUCAGCAUUCUUCUGUGGAACCCCCGCUCUGUGGCAAGCUGAGCGUUCUUAUGUAGAUCCAUGCUAG
Acanthosepion pharaonis is the source of this 513-nucleotide messenger RNA. Lineage: Eukaryota; Metazoa; Mollusca; Cephalopoda; Sepiida; Sepiidae. The record is from the annotation of a GenBank genome assembly.